Molecule: messenger RNA, 678 nt
Organism: Abrus precatorius (Indian licorice)
Lineage: Eukaryota; Viridiplantae; Streptophyta; Magnoliopsida; Fabales; Fabaceae
Product: rhomboid-like protein 11, chloroplastic
Cellular component (GO): membrane
Molecular function (GO): serine-type endopeptidase activity
Source: RefSeq, a predicted model, not a curated record
AUGUCGUUUAAGAACCUUUUGGUUAUAGAUAUUAUGUCGCAGCUAGAACUCGGGAAACCCGAACACCAAAUGGGGAAACCCGAGAAACGAGUCAACGGCAUAUUCUGGCUCAUUCUCCUCAACAUUGCCAUAUUCGUCGCUCACCAUUUUUUUCAGGUUAACAGCAUCAAGGCUUUGUACUUGUACCACAAUUGGCCCGCUUGGUACCAGUUUGUCACAGCAACAUUUUGUCACGCUAAUUGGAAGCAUCUUUCUAGCAACCUAUUCUUCUUGUACAUUUUUGGAAAGCUUGUUGAAGAAGAGGAAGGGAACUCUGCUUUGUGGCUUUCUUACAUUCUUACAGGUGUUGGAGCAAACCUUGUUUCAUGGUUGGUUUUACCAAGAAAUGCAGUUUCUGUUGGAGCUUCCGGUGCUGUUUUUGGGUUGUUUACUAUCAGUGUUUUUGUAAAGAUGUCCUGGGAUUGGAGGAAGAUUCUUGAAGUGCUUAUAUUGGGUCAGUUUGUCAUAGAGAAGGUCAUGGAAGCAGCCCAAGCUUCAACAUCAUUAUCAAGAACCUUUCGUGGAGGCUACCCAUUGCGAAGUGUCAAUCAUAUUGCACAUCUAUCUGGUGCUCUUGUUGUUGUGCUUUUGGUUUGGCUCCUUGCAAUUAGCAAAGUUCCUCCUGAUCCUUCAGUUUGA